CUUAGUCGGCAGCCCCAUUGCCAUUUAAGACUAAAUAGCAAUGAUGUAUAUAAUUUAACAUAAGUAUCCAUAUUUUAUUAAUGCUUUUUAACGUUAGUUUGCACAAUUGUAUAAUAGUGCGACCACCUUUGAUGGAUGAGAUAUAAAAUGAUAAUUUUCUGUUAAAAGAAAAUAAAUAAUCACACAGCUAGCCUUAAGGUUUGAGAAUGAAUACGGUGGUAGUUAGUAUAAAAAUAUUCUAAAUUUAUCGGAUUUAUUGUUUGUUCCUCUCAUAUUUUUUGAAAAUGAAAAAUUUGAUCCAUUUUUAUAAUGUAUUUUUUUUUAUGGAAAAACUGCCAACGCCGCCGAGAUUUAAUGUGCAAAGUCUCCAAUUAUAGUACAAAGAAGAAAAUAAAUAUCCACACCACAGCUACAAACAUUUCAGUAACAUGGAGAAUCAAUUAAAGGAAAAGGAUGCCAUUCAACUGUCCCCUACAGAAAUAGCAGCUGACUCUGUUACUACUGUUGAACAGAGCUCUGACACUGGUGGUGAUGUUACGUACUCGGACACUGGUGCUACUGCUGCUGCUGCUGCUGAACAGAGCUCUGAGGGUGAUUCAGGAACUGGUGAUAAGAGCUCUGAUACUGGUGGUGCUGUUGCUGCUGCUGAACAGAGCUUUGAGGGUGGUGCCGUUGCUGACUUAGGAACUGCUGAAAAGAAUGCUGAUAUUGGUGGUGCUGUUGCUGACUCGGAUAUUGGUGUAAAUUAUUUCACCCUCCCCAACUCUGAAUUUUAUGACAAAAUAAUGGAGAAGAGAAAAAAAAGAAAGGUUCUUGCUGAAAAUCUACCCCUAUGUGGAAAUUCUGCUUUUGAACAAAUUACUAACGCUACUGGUGUAUCUGUACCUGUUGAUACAGAUGACCGCAUUAAUGGGUGGCACAAUUAGGCCCAAUAUUUUGAAGAAACUUUGUUACGAUAUUUAAAUUAAUAGUUUUGAUACAAGUAAAUUUAGAAUCUGAUUAAUUUUCACAACAGAACCAAUUUUACCCAUUACUGUUAUAAAAUUUCACAUUUCUAACUCGGAACUGAUAAUGAUACUGCAGAUGAUACUACUGCUGAAUACAGAGCAGGAAUUGGACUGGCAGGAAUUUGAACUGGUUCUAAUAAUACUGCUGCUGAAUAGAGCUCUAAUACUGGUGCUGUUGCUGACUCAGAUAUUGGUAGUG
This is a messenger RNA of Homarus americanus (American lobster), 1206 nucleotides long. RefSeq lists its product as uncharacterized. The record is from RefSeq and is a predicted model, not a curated record. Lineage: Eukaryota; Metazoa; Arthropoda; Malacostraca; Decapoda; Nephropidae. The coding region runs from base 429 to 926 and encodes 165 amino acids. The transcript is spliced from 2 exons.